Molecule: messenger RNA, 2818 nt
Organism: Oncorhynchus mykiss (rainbow trout)
Lineage: Eukaryota; Metazoa; Chordata; Actinopteri; Salmoniformes; Salmonidae
Product: beta-1,4-galactosyltransferase 4
Biological process (GO): carbohydrate metabolic process
Cellular component (GO): Golgi apparatus
Molecular function (GO): galactosyltransferase activity
Source: RefSeq, a predicted model, not a curated record
GACACGUGGCCACCCUACCCCUUAUUUUUCUAUUUGACGUUCAUGUGUGAGUCUUGAACGCGCAUAUCCUUUUAGAACGGAGCUUACAGGAGAAGUACCAACGGGGAGUGGCCAGCCAGCUGCCCAAAACAACAGCAGAAGAACUCUAGGCAACUGGCAAGUUGAAUGUGAAGCCUGAGAGCCUGGUGCUCUCUACUCAGUAAUUUCUCCUGUGGCUGCUGCAAAGGAGAACCAGAUGUCAUAAACCAAGAUUGAAGCCUCCCACAUUUUGGGGGAUUUAAUACCUGUACAACCAAAUCAGCCAUGGGAGUCUGUCCUGCUGUGUCCAGGUACUUCCGGAGGUGGAAGUAUAUGAUACUGUUGCUGCUCUCUGUCUCCGUUUUGGCUUGGAUCGCCACUUUUGCCGGCGAAACAGUGAAAGCAAUUCAGGAUACCCAUAGGUCAGCACAGACACUUGAGGAUAACGCUGAGGUCCUGAGGGGGGGCAUGAAAUACUCAUGGAAAACAGUGAUGCAAGUCUUCUCCAAUCCUCUCCCUGACACCCCACCACCAAAAGAAAGCUGUCCUGAGAAAUCACCACUGCUUCAUGGAGCCCUGAAGCUGACGUUCAAGGACUCUUUAACGCUGAAGGAGGUGGAGAGUGAGAACAGUGGAGUGGCUGAGGGCCAAUACCAGCCUCCAGACUGCCUCGCCCAGCAGAGUGUGGCCAUCCUCAUCCCUCACCGUAACCGGGAGAAACACCUCCUCUACCUCCUGCAUCACCUGCACCCCUUUCUUCAGAGGCAGCAGCUGCACUACGGCAUCUACGUCAUCCACCAGGCUGGAGAGGUGACGUUUAAUCGUGCCAAGCUACUUAAUGUGGGGUACUUGGAGGCACUCAAGGACUACGAUUGGGAUUGCUUUGUUUUUCAUGACGUGGAUCUGGUUCCAGAGAACGACUACAACCUAUACAAGUGUGACCAACAGCCCAAACACUUAGUGGUCGGCAGGAACGCCACAGGAUACAAAUUGCGAUACAAAGGCUACUUUGGAGGGGUGACGGCCAUGACGAAGGACCAGUUUCACAAAGUGAACGGAUUUUCUAACACUUACUGGGGAUGGGGUGGGGAGGAUGAUGACCUUCGCAUCAGGGUGGAGCUCCAGAAAAUGAAGAUUAUACGGCCACCCCCUCUUAUAGCACGCUAUACCAUGGUAUUUCAUAAAAGAGAUAGCGGCAACGAAAUUAAUAAAGACCGGAUGCUCUUGUUAGGACGGACACCUCAAGUCUGGAGAACGGAUGGCCUUAACACCUGCUCCUACAGUACUCUCUCAGUUGAGAGGCCACCUCUGUACAUUAAUGUCACAGUGGACAUUGGCAAACCACUGCACUGAGGCUUCAGAGCAUCUGUCUUGAUUUGCUGCAUUGAAUGCAGUAAUGGUGCUCUGGUAUGUCCAUGCCUACAUGUUAUGUACCUGCCCUAACAAACAGAGUGGCAGUAGCUGGUAAGCAAAAGUUUUCACGGUAAACCAUUCCAAGCAGGGCGCGUAAUGUCGCCAGGUCCUAAUAACGUAAAGUCUGGAAGCCCUUCAGUCAAAACUGGUGAGUAGUUUCUAGGGGUGAGAAUAAAACCACAAUUAAAUGUUGCUCUGCGUUAGAGGUUUGCUGUGACUUGAUUGUUUCAACAAGUAUUUGCAUUCUAAUAGAGCAUGUUAUCAUUUUUUUAUUCUAAAGAAUCAUGGAUUUUUUUUUUCAUUUCUUAAUCUCUGGUUGUCAAGGGACAACAUAUAUGAAUCAUUCUCACAUUUGUGAAAGUAUGCUACAUGGAAAUUAAUUGUAGUUUUUAUGCAAUCUUGUUACAACAGCCAACAGUGAUAUCACAGUGUAGAUGGCUUCAUUUUCUAGACAUCACAAGUUUUAUAUUUUGAAUGUGCUGCUACAAGAUUUGUGAAGUAACUCCAACACUAAUUUAGUCAAAUGUCUAUUGUAAAAUACUUUGCUUCUGUUGCCUUAAUUCAUCCAGUUGUAAAAGUACCAGAGGUCCAUUCCUGUUUUUUUUUAUUGCUGAGCUAUACAGUUCCGGUCAAAUAUAUUGCCACCCUUACAUGAUUCACUAUUUAUUUUCAAAUAAGUUGAAAUAAACCAAAACAUGUGUUCUUCACAUGUGUAUUUGUAGGUUUUACGACUGCACAGCCCCCCCAAAAAACAACUGAAAUGUAGAUUUUUCACAUCGAAGUCAAAUGGCCUGCAAUAACUUAUUCAACAUUCUAAAUAAUUUGGUUGGAGUCAUGUUCUUGUUUAUCUUGGUCCUUGUGGGCCAUCUUGAGUCAAAGCAAGCUGUCCCAUUUAGGCUGUUAAGAGCCACCUACUUACUGCCUUUGACACUUUCACCGUUUUGCUCAAAUGUAUUCUUCAUAUUUGCCUGUUUUAACAAUGUUAUUUAUCAUAUCAAAUAUGACUAUUGUGUUUAAAUGUUUAAUAUAUUUUAAUAUGGUUUUGGUAUGGCCUGCUCUUUCACAUGUAUGCUUCUGUAAGUUAUGCAUCAUUCAUAUUUUCAUGGUGUGCGGUUACAGCUAUAUGAGUUGUACUGUAGUGUUCAUUUGUUUGUUUCUGUGGUCCUACUUUAUCUGAUUUAUAAAUUAUUGAUGUUUUAGAAUAUGUUUUGGGAUGCCAUAAUGACUGAUUAAUUAAGAGUGCCUUGUUCGGUGAGACCUUUCUCUCUUGAAUCUUUUCCUUUCAAAAUAACAUUUUUAAUCUUGUAGAUUGUUUUAUAGGAGGGAAGAGACAUGAAUCAGAUGGGACUUGUGAAUUGAAGAGAAAUAAAUGAUCUAUUUCUAUAAA